UCCCCAUUGCCGCCGAGACACCGCCGCGAGCGCCUUAUCGGAGGGGGUUCGAGCCGAUGGUUACCAUGGGAACCCGGCCCGGAGCGCACUCGCGCCCAUUCCUGCUGCUCCUCCUCGCGCUGCCGCUGGUGCGGGGCCUGGGGACCCGGGGGCAGGGAGGGGACCCGCGGCCCGCACGGGUUUACAGAACUCCAGAGCCUGUUUACAAGGAGCAGUAUUUUGAGCAGGUAUUGGAUCACUUCAACUUUGAAUCGUAUGGCAAUAAGACCUUCCUACAGCGAUACCUCACAGCAGCUAAAUUCUGGAAGAAGGGAGUUGGGCCCAUCUUCUUUUAUACUGGGAAUGAAGGAGACAUUUGGGCAUUUGCUCAGAAUUCCGGCUUCAUCCUUGAGCUGGCAGAACAGCAGAAUGCGCUAGUGAUUUUUGCAGAGCAUAGGUAUUAUGGGACAUCUCUUCCAUUUGGGAAACUGUCCAUGCAGCGGGAAAAUAUUGGCUUGCUCACCGUGGAACAAGCCCUGGCUGACUAUGCGGUGCUCAUUACAGAGCUUAAAAAGCAGUAUGGUGCCAGGGAUUGCCCAGUCAUUGCCUUCGGAGGCAGUUACGGAGGAAUGUUGAGUGCUUACAUGAGAAUGAAAUAUCCUAACAUUGUGGCUGGAGCACUAGCUGCCAGUGCUCCUCUGUUGUCUGUGUCUGGGAUUGGAGACCCCAACCAGUUCUUUCAAGCUGUCACUGCAGAUUUUCAGGGCUCGAGCCCAGCUUGUGUCAAGGCCGUGAGCAAAGCCUUCCAGGAAAUCAAUGACCUCUACUUGAGUGGAGCCUACGAUAGAAUCAGCAGUGAAAUGUCCACGUGCAAGAGGGUUUCUUGCAAGGAAGAUGUCUACCAGCUGUUUGAGUUCGCUCGAAAUGCCUUCACCAUGAUGGCUAUGAUGGACUAUCCUUACAAAACAGACUUCAUGGGUCACUUCCCUGCUAACCCAGUCAAGGUUGGCUGUGACCAGAUCCUUGCACACCAGGACCAUAUUAAAGGACUGGCAGCUCUUAUCGGCGUGUUCUACAACUUGACUGGGAUGGCCCCAUGUUACGACAUAUACGAACAGUACAGAAAAUGUUCUGACCCGACUGGCUGUGGCAUCGGCCCAGAUGCUGAGGCGUGGGACUAUCAGGCUUGUACUGAGAUCAACUUAACCUUCAGCAGCAACAACGUGACCGACAUGUUCCCUGAAAUCCCGUUCACCGAGGCUAUGAGACAGCAGUACUGCUUCAACAAAUGGCUCGUGCACCCACAAAGGGACUGGUUGCAAACAAUGUUUUGGGGCAGCGACCUGAAAGCUGCGAGCAACAUCAUAUUUUCGAAUGGAGACUUGGAUCCAUGGGCAGGCGGUGGCAUAAAGAGUAACCUCAGUUCCUCACUAAUUGCGAUAACCAUUAAGGGAGGCGCUCAUCAUCUGGAUCUCCGCGGAUCUAAUCCAGCUGAUCCUCCAUCUGUCACAGAUGCACGCAACCUAGAAGCAAGGAUUAUCCAUAAGUGGGUGAAGUCUGCUAGGAUUGAGAGAGCCUGGGAGAAGAUGUCUGCAGGUAUAUCACCGUGAAGAUAUCCGUCCAGCUGCCAGCAGGAGUGUUGUACUUUCUGGUACACACACUAGCAGCACAAGGGUGGCAGCCAUAGGAGCUACUUGUGCAC
Messenger RNA from Mauremys mutica (yellowpond turtle), 1681 nucleotides. RefSeq names its product dipeptidyl peptidase 7 (gene DPP7). Lineage: Eukaryota; Metazoa; Chordata; Testudines; Geoemydidae. Gene Ontology annotation, cellular component: vesicle. The record is from RefSeq and is a predicted model, not a curated record. The transcript is spliced from 13 exons. Bases 57 to 1589 code for a protein of 510 amino acids. Gene Ontology annotation, biological process: proteolysis. Gene Ontology annotation, molecular function: dipeptidyl-peptidase activity; serine-type exopeptidase activity.